AUGGUUGCUAAAACUUUUGCAAAACCCGACAUAAGCCCCAUACUCAAAAGCUUGCAAGAGCGGAAAGACCUAGAGUUCCUAAUUAUAGACAUCCUGAAUAUCCUGACUCGCAAGCACAACGACGUCAAGUGUGUCGCUAUAAUCUGCGACCCAGUGUAUCUGAAUGUGUUCGAGGGAGCGUUCUUCAAAAGGACCUAUUCUAUGCCCAUCAUCAUGAUAGUAGUAGCUGAGUAUGAGGACCUUUUAUCUCCUAACUACAUAACACUGGAAGCUCUGAGGCAGGCGCGGAAGGAUGACUGCAAUGUGUACUUGAUAUUCCUAGCCAAUGGUCUGCAAGCUUCGAGGUUACUUAGAUUUGGAGACAGACACCGCAUCCUAGACACCCGCGCCCAGUUCGCGAUGCUUCACGACGUGCGUCUGUUCCACAGCGAGCUGCACUACGUCUGGCGGCGGAUAGUCAACGUGCUGUUCAUCAAGCACCACCAGCGCGUGCGCGGCUCCAGCAAGAGCAAGGUGCGGUGGUAGUCAGUCAGUAGCUAGUGUAGUGAGGUGGUAGUCAGUCAGUAGCUAGUGUAGUGCGGCUGUUCCACAGCGAGCUGCACUACGUCUGGCGGCGGAUAGUCAACGUGCUGUUCAUCAAGCACCACCAGCGCGUGCGCGGCUCCAGCAAGAGCAAGGUGAGGUGGUAGUCAGUCAGUAGCUAGUGUAGUGAGGUGGUA
This is a messenger RNA of Plutella xylostella (diamondback moth), 719 nucleotides long. Lineage: Eukaryota; Metazoa; Arthropoda; Insecta; Lepidoptera; Plutellidae. The record is from RefSeq and is a predicted model, not a curated record.